AUGCCUACGGGAGUUGUUCCACGAGAGACGAAGAAGAAGGGCGUUGACGAUGUGCUUGAUUGGCUGAGACCAGAGGAAGAACUGGAUGAACCCACUCUUGAAGCCCUCUCAGAUUUGACAGGAGUCCCUAUGCCCAAGAAGAAGACCCCUCAGACAAAGAAGGAAUUCUUGGAGGACACAGUCGAUUGGCUACGCAAGAAUGAACCAAACCCCUCGAAACUUGAUGAGCCAGCCCUGGACAGUUUGUUGCAGGUACCAGGCGCCCCUCUUCCAGCAGGAGUUGUUCCCCGUGAGACAAAGAAGAAGGUUGUAGAUGAUGUGGUUGAUUGGCUGAGGAAGAAUGGUGGUCCAGAUGAAGAGGUUGAUGAACCCACCCUUGAAGCCCUGUCCGAUUUGACUGGUGUUCCUAUGCCGAAGAAGAACACACCCAAGAUGAAGAAGGAGUUUAUGGAGGAUGUUGUCGAUUGGUUGCGCAAAAACGAGCCAGACACGUCCAAGCUUGAUGAACCCACACUCGAUAGCAUCAUGAAUUUGCCUGGCUCGCCUCUUCCUCCUGGUCUGGUGGCUAAGAAGCCCAAGAGUAAGGUUGUUGAAGAUGUGCUAGAUUGGCUUAGACAUAACGGUCCACCUGGGGAUGAACUGGAUGAACCAACUGUGGAGGCACUUGCCAAUCUUGCAGGUGUCCCUGUGAAAAAGUCAAUGAUUCCAGCUGAAAAGCAAAAGUUCGUUGAAGAUGCAGUCGACUGGGUGAGGAAAAAUAAGCCAGACCUUGGAGACAUUGACGAACCAACAUUAGAGCAAAUUAUGAAGGUUCCACAGUCUCUACUGCCGGAAGGAACUGUUCCCAAGACUAUGAAACAGAAUGUUGCAAAUGAUGUCAUUGACUGGUUAAGAAAGAAUGGCCCCCCUUCAGAUGUCAUAGAUGAACCCUCUAUUGAAGCACUUUCCAAUGUUACUGGGGUCCCGAUUCCGAAGAGGAGAAGUCCUAAGGAUAAAAAGAGGUUCAUGGAGGAUUCGGUAGACUGGCUACGCAAGAAUGAACCCAGCACAUCCAAUUUUGAUGAGCCAACCUUGGAUGGACUGAUCCACAUUCCAGGUGCACCGUUGCCACCUCAAAUUCUCCCCAGGGACGUUAAGAAGGAUGCUGCUGAUGAUGUUGUUGAUUGGUUGCGAAAGAAUGGUCCUCCAGAGCAGGUACCCGAUGAGCCCAUUCUUGAGGCGCUUUCAGAUCUGACUGGCAUUCCAAUGCCAAAAAAGAAAACACCCAAGGAAAAGAAGAAAUUCAUGGAGGACACAGUAGAUUGGUUGCGUAAGAAUGAGCCUGAUCUAUCUGUGUUGGAAGAACCAACACUUGAGGCAAUUAUGCAAGUACCAGGAGCAACCUUACCUGCUGGAGUAACUCCAAGAGACACCAAGAAGAAGGCAGUUGAAGACAUUCUUGACUGGAUGAGAACAAAUCCUCCUUCUGCUGAGCAAGUUGAUGAACCAAUUUUGGAGACCCUGUCAAAUGUAUCAGGAAUCCCCCUCCCAGGUCAAAUGAACCCGUCAGACAAGAAAAAGUUUGUUGAGGAAUCUGUGGAUUGGAUACGAAAGAACAAACCAGACCUCUCAAAACUUGAUGGCCCAACUCUUGAUAGUCUCAUGCAGGUGCCUGGAGCGGAACUACCACGAGGCAUCGUGCCAAGGGAUGCAAAGAAGAAGCAAGUAGAAGAUGUCGUGGAUUGGCUGAGAAAGAAUGGGCCUCCGAUGGACGAUACCGACAUGCCAACACUUGAAGCUUUCUCUAAGCUCACAGAUUUGCCCUUGCCAGAGAGAAUGACACCAGAGGAGAAGAAGAAGUAUAAGCAAGACACAGUUGAUUGGCUGCGGAAGAAUGAGCCUGAUAUAUCAAAAUUGGAUGAACCUACACUGGACAUUCUCACUGAUGUACCAACUAAGCCAUUGCCCUCACCUGUUCUACCCAAAGACGCCAAAGUGAAGGCAGCAGAAGAUGUUGUGGAUUGGCUGAGGAAGAACGGGCCACCGUCUGACGAUGUGGAUGAACCCAUCAUUGAAGCUCUUUCCGACCUGACAGGUGUUCCACUACCAAAGAAGAAGACCCCCAAGGACAAGAAGAAGUUCAUGGAGGAUACCAUAGACUGGCUGCGAAAGAACAAACCUGAUGUUGCCGAAAUGGAUGAGCCCCAUCUUGACAGUCUGAUGCAUGUACCAGGUGCACCGUUGCCCCCUGGAGUAGUGCCCAGAGAAACAAAGAAGAAGGGUGUUGCUGAUGUGGUUGACUGGCUCAGGAAGAAUGGUCCACCUCGUGAGGAGCUGGACGAGCCUGUGUUGCAAGGGCUGUCCAAUGUAACCGGAGUGCCGCUUCCAAGCAGAAUGACACCAAAGGAGAAAAAGAAGUUCACCGAGGACACAGUUGAUUGGUUACGCAAGAAUGAGCCCAAUCUCUCUGAGAUGGAUGAACCAACUCUUGAAAGUGCUAUGCAGGUCCCUGGAGCACCCCUGCCGCCUGGAGUCGUGGCCAGAGAAGACAAGAAAGCUGCAGUGGAAGAUGUUGUGGAUUGGCUUCGGAAGAAUGGUCCUCCAAAGGAUGAGGUUGAAGAACCAACCAUUGACGCACUAUCAAACCUCACUGGCAUUCCUGUGCCCAAGAAGAUGACACCAAAUGAGAAGAAGAAAUAUGUUGAAGAUAGCGUUGACUGGAUGAGGAAGAAUGAACCAGAUCUCUCCAAGCUUGAUGAGCCCACAUUGGAUAGCCUUAUGCAGAUUCCAGGGGCACCUUCAUUGCCAGUCCUCCCACGAGAGGCCAAGAAAAAGGCUGUCCAGGAUGUUGUUGACUGGCUGAGAAAGAAUGAGCCUAAACCAGAAGAUCUUGAUGUGCCAAUUGCUGAGGCAUUGUCUAACCUAACAGGAGUGCCUUUGCCCAAGAAGAUGACUCCCAAUGAGAAAAAGAAGUUUGUGGAGGAUACAGUAGACUGGGUACGAAAGAAUGAACCAGACGUUGAAGAUUUGGAUGAACCUACUCUUGAUAAUCUCCUGCAAGUGCCGGGUGCUCCGUUGCCUCCAGGAGUUGUCCCCAGAGAAACCAAGAAGGCGGCAGUUGAUGAUGUUGUUGAUUGGCUCAGGAAGAAUGGCCCACCAAAAGAUGAUCUGAGUGAGCCUGAAGUGGAGGCUCUUGCGAACUUGACAGGGGUUCCAAUGCCAAAGAAGAUGACACCAAAAGAGAAAAAGAGAGUGGUUGAGGACUCUGUAGAUUGGUUGCGCAAGAAUGAGCCAGAUGUUGCAAAUCUUGACGAGCCAUCACUGGAUGCAAUGCUGCAAAUUCCAGGCUCGCCAAACCUUCCGUCUACUCCAUCAAAAGAGAGCAAGAAGAAAGCUGUAGAAGAUGUAGUUGAUUGGCUAAGGAAGAAUGGAACUCCUGGUGAAGAAUUAGACAAACCAGCACUUGAAGCAUUAUCCAAUCUUACUGGCAUACCCAUGCCUAAGAGGAAGACGCCAGAUGAAAAGAGGAGAUUUGUUGAUGACAAUGUCGAAUGGCUUCGAAAGAAUAAACCUGAAGUCUCAGAGCUGGAUGAACCAACACUUGACGGCCUAUUGCAAUUGCCAGGUGCGCCGGUGCCUCCCGGUGUUCUUCCCAGGGAUGAAAAGAAGAAGGCUGUGGAAGAUGUCAUGGACUGGCUCAGGAAAAACGGUCCACCACCAACAGAUCUGGAUGAACCUGUUGUGGAAGCUCUAGCAAACCUUACUGGAGUGCCCUUGCCCAAGAAGACAACUCCUGCUGAGAGGCAGAAGUUUGUUGACGAUGCAGUGGACUGGAUACGAAAGGGGAAGCCUGAUGUGUCCAAAUUGGAUGAGCCAUCACUUGAUCGACUGAUGCAAAUGCCUGGGGCUCCGUUGCCACCGGAAGCCCUGCCGCGGAAGACGAAAGAAGUAGCAGCUCAGGAUGUUGUUGAUUGGCUUCGCACAAAUGGCCCCCCAUCAGGUGAUCUGGAGGAACCAUCUCUGGAAGCUCUUUCCAAUGUCACAGGUGUCCCCCUCCCAAAAAGGGCAACUCCAGAGGAUAAGAAGAAGUUUGUUGAGGAUUCCGUUGACUGGCUCCGAAAGAACACACCAGAUACGUCCAAGCUUGAUGAACCUGCACUUGAAAGUCUUCUGCAGGUGCCAGGGGCCCCAACACUGGCUGCAGUUGUUCCUCGGGAUACAAAGAAGAAGGGUGUUGAUGAUGUUGUGGACUGGCUUAGGAAGAAUGGUCCGCCAGAGGAUGUUCCAGACGAGCCCACCCUUGAAGCUCUCUCGGACUUGACAGGUGUCCCCAUGCCCAAGAAGAAGACCCCUCACACAAAGAAGAAGUUCAUGGACGAGAUUGUUGAUUGGUUGCGCAAGAAUGAACCUGAUGUCUCUGGACUUGAUGAACCAACUCUGGACAGUAUAAUGCAGGUCCCAGGAGCACCAAUGCCUUCAGGAGUUGUACCUCGAGAUUCGAAAAAGAAAGGUGUUGAUGAUGUUGUUGACUGGCUCAGGAAGAAUGGCCCUCCAGAGGACGUUCCCGAUGAACCCACACUUGAAGCCCUCUCAGAUUUGACGGGUGUUCCUGUGCCAAAAAAGAAGACACCCAAAGAUAAGAAGAAGUUCAUGGAGGACACGGUAGACUGGCUCAGAAAAAAUUCGCCAAAUACCUCCAAACUUGAUGAGCCCACUCUGGACAGUCUGUUGCAGGUUCCUGGUGCGCCAAUGCCCCCCGGGGUCAUGCCACGGGACAAGAAGAAGGAGUUCGUAAAGGAUGUUAUUGAUUGGCUCAGGAAGAAUGGUCCCCCAGAGGACUUACCAGAUGAACCUACCCUUGAUGCACUCUCUGAUGUAUCGGGUGUUCCAAUGCCUAAAAGCAGGACACCUGAAGAUAAAAAGAAAUUUGUAAAGGAUGUGGUUGACUGGGUGCGCCAAGGAGGCCCUGGUUUGUCCAGGCUCGACGAACCAACUCUGGACAGUAUCAUGCAGGUGCCAGGAGCUCCAAUGCCUUCAGGGGUAGUACCUCGGGAUACAAAGAAGAAAGGUGUUGAUGAUGUUGUGGACUGGCUCAGGAAGAAUGGUCCUCCAGAGGAUGCUCCUGAUGAACCCACUCUUGAAGCCCUCUCAGAUUUGACUGGUGUUCCCAUCCCAAAAAGGAAGACACCAAAAGAAAAGAAGAAUUUCAUGGAGGACACUGUUGACUGGCUGCGCAAGAAUGAACCGGAUACAUCCAAGCUUGAUGAACCUACUCUUGAUAGUCUUUUGCAGGUGCCAGGUGCCCCAAUGCCUUCUGGAGUGGUGCCUCGUGAUGUGAAGAAAAGGGGUGUUGAUGAUGUUGUGGACUGGCUGAGGAAGAAUGGGCCUCCAGAGGAGGUACCUAGAGAUAAUGGAUCGCCUGAACAUGAAGUGGAUGAACCCACUCUUCAAGCACUGUCCAAUCUCACUGGUGUUCCAAUGCCGAAAAGGAAGACUCCGAAAGAAAAGAAGAAGUUCAUUGAGGACACAGUUGAUUGGCUACGCAAGAAUGAACCUGAUACCUCAAAACUUGAUGAGCCUACACUUGACAGCCUUCUCCAAGUACCAGGAGCUCCUAUGCCUUCAGGAGUUGUUCCUCGGAAACAAAGAAAAGGUGUCAAAGAUGUGGUGGACUGGCUCAGGAGAAUGCCCCCCUGA
Molecule: messenger RNA, 5676 nt
Organism: Seminavis robusta
Lineage: Eukaryota; Bacillariophyta; Bacillariophyceae; Naviculales; Naviculaceae
Source: the annotation of a GenBank genome assembly